Messenger RNA from Diospyros lotus (date-plum), 5412 nucleotides. Its product is annotated as presenilin-like protein At1g08700. The record is from RefSeq and is a predicted model, not a curated record. Gene Ontology annotation, biological process: protein processing. Lineage: Eukaryota; Viridiplantae; Streptophyta; Magnoliopsida; Ericales; Ebenaceae. Gene Ontology annotation, molecular function: aspartic endopeptidase activity, intramembrane cleaving. Gene Ontology annotation, cellular component: membrane; nucleus. The coding region runs from base 105 to 1355 and encodes 416 amino acids. The transcript is spliced from 3 exons.
AUGACUCUAUUGCGUCUGUGACUCGGCUUCCAUUUUCACUUUUCUCCUCCGUUCCAUCUUCAGCCGGAAGACCUAAUUCCGGCCUCCAGACAGCCGCCGCCGCCAUGGAAGGCAGCAUUCUGGAGUCCAUCGGACUCGAGAUUAUCGGCGUGAUGUCUCCGGUCUCCAUCUGCAUGCUUCUCGUCGUCCUCCUCGUCUACUCCCUGUCCGCUCCCUCCUCCUCGGCGCCGAUCCGCACCGCCGCCAACCUCGUCUACCUCGAGAGCCCCUCCGACUCCGCCACUCAGAAGCUCGAAGGCGCGCUGCUCAAUGCCCUAGUUUUCGUCGUCUUCAUCGCUCUUGUUACCUUCCUCCUCGUCCUCCUCUACUACUACAACUUCACCAAUUUCCUCAAGAACUACACGCGCUUCUCCGCCUUCUUCGUGCUCGGCACUAUGGGCGGCUCGAUCUUCCUCUCCCUAAUCCAGCAUUUCUCCAUACCUAUCGACUCGAUUACUUGUUUCGUUUUGCUUCUGAAUUUUACGGUUGUGGGGGUGCUCUCUGUGUUCUCGGGUGCCGUACCUAUAUUCUUGCGACAGGCGUAUAUGGUUGCUUUGGGGAUAAUUGUGGCGGCUUGGUUUACCAAAUUGCCUGAGUGGACCACUUGGGUUUUGCUGGUGGCGCUGGCUGUAUAUGAUUUGGUUGCGGUUUUGGCACCUGGUGGACCCCUCAAGAUAUUGGUGGAAUUGGCUUCGAGUCGGGAUGAGGAGCUUCCUGCUCUGGUGUACGAGGCUCGGCCUACGGUUUCCAGAAAUGUAGGGAGCGGGGGCUCUAGUUUGGGUCUUCUGGUUGGUGGGGUUUCGGACUCUAAUUCAGUGGAGCUUCAGGAUUUGUCCAGGAACAAUCAGAACCGAAAUCAGGGUUCAGUGGAAAACCGGGAGUGUGCUGCCAUUGAGAUUGAAAAUUCUCGACAUCAUGAAGUUGCAAUCGGGAGUGAAGAGGUUGAGACCUCGCCAUUAGUGCCUAAUGUGCAGGCAAGACUAUCGUCAAGUAGCGGGUCUUCUGAGUUCUCAGUAGUGGAUACUGCUUCAGAUAGGAACAGACAAUAUGGGCAUGUGCAAUCUGAAAUUGUUGUUGAUGAAGAAAGGUUUCCCCUUGUUGAAAGGUUGGGCUUGGAUAAUGAGAGAGAACCUGCAGGGAGGGAUGGCUUUGAGACCUCUGAGUCGACAAGUCGAGGCUUUGAUCGUGGGAAUCUCCGACCGGUGGGCGCUGGUGAUGUUGGUUGUGGCUGGUAUAGGUUGUUUUUUGAAAUUUCAAAACUUAUACAACACUUGAACUGGAGCUACUCGUUGGAGUUCACAUUUUGCCUCUGUUAAAAGAUUUAUUGAGAUGUUUGGUUCUACUUGUACACUUCUUGAAAAUCUUAUUGAUGAGGGGUCGAACAAUAGUAUGCGUGGAAAGGCUAAAGGUGCUUUGAAAAUUAUGAAAACAUUUGAGUUUGUAUUUAGAAAAAUCUGAUAUUUUGUGUCAAGCAUUGCAAAUGAAAGAUCAAGACAUUUUGAAUGCAAUGCAUUUUGUCUCAAGUACAAAGCUUCUUCUUCAAGAGAUGCGUGAUGAUUAGUGGGAAAGUUUUAUGUGGUAUGUGGUUGAAUUUUGUAGAAGUAAUGAUGUUGAUGUGCCCGAAUUAACUGAUCGUUAUAUGGAUGGUACAAGACGUUCUUGUCAACAGAAAAAUAAUAUUACAGUGGAAGACUACUAUCACUUUCAAAUAUUCAAUGUUGUAAUAGAUUUUCAGUUGAUGGAGUUGAGUAAUAGAUUUACAGAGAAAACAAUAGAACUUCUUAAGCUAUGCGAGGCUUUAAAUCCUACAGAUGGUUUCAAAUUAUUCUCUAUAAAUGCUAUUUGUAGUCUAGCUGAUGAAUUUUAUCCUUUGGAUUUUAAUAAAGAAGAGAUAACAGAUUUGAGGAGACAGUUGGAUCACUACAAGUUUGAUGUAAUUCGAAAUCCGCAAUUUCAGAAUCUUAAUUCUCUUUCUCAAUUAUGUCAAAUGUUGGUUGAAACGAAGAAGUCACUUCAUUAUUUCUUGAUUGAUAGGUUGAUUCGUCUAGUGUUAACUCUUUCAAUUUCUACAGCAACAAUAGAACGAGCUUUUUUAGGGAUGAAACUAAUCAAAACAUCACUUCGCAAUAAAAUGGAGAAUGAAUUUCUAGCAAAUGCCAUGAUUAUCUACAUUGAGAGGGAGAUUGCUCUUGGUAUUGAUACAGAGAUAUUCAUUGGCAAAUUUGAUCUUUUAGGGAAUCACAGGUUGCGACUUUAAGUAGUUUUAUAAGGUAUUUGUGUUGCACAUUUUUGGUAUUUUUGUUGUUUUUUUCUUUCUCCUUUUAAGUUAAUGAAUUAUAUUCAAUAUGCAUGUAAAGCUCUCCUUUUAAGUUAAUGGAAUUAUAUUCAAUAUGCUUAUAAAAUUCAUUAAACUCUCAUUUUUUAUCUUUUUGUUUUUCUCUUAUUGGUGAAAUUUACGGUUGGAAAAAAAAUUUGAAGCCCCCCCAAAUAAAAAAUCCUAGCUCCGCCCCUAAUGCCUAAAUUGAUUGAAUGAAUAUUCUCAUUUUUCUCUCUAGAAUUCUCUCUCAAUCUCCCUCCAAUUUCCCUCUCUUUCUCUUGUUUCCCCCUAAAUCUUCUUAUCUAUACUGUUCUCCCUUAAUUCCCUCCCUCAAUUCCUUCCAAUUCCUCUUUUAACCUAUCACGAACCCUAGGUUCGUGACAUUAGUGGUAGUAUCACUGGGUUCUAAACUGUUGUCAAUGGGCUUGGUGGCUUACAAAUAGCAGAGAAGUGUAAUCUGAUGAAGAUAGGAGGAGAGGGUGUAGGGAGAGGAGGGACAGGGAGGAGAGAAAUGAAAAAGAGAGAGGAAAGAAGAAGAGUUACCUUCGUGGCCAAUUAAUGAUGCGUUUCAGUGGGGUCCUGUGGGUGGUUAACUUAAAAGCUAGGAAUAAAAAGGAGAAAGUAGGAGGCUUCACUAAAGUGGAGCUGGAGUCAUUGGGCUGACAAGGAGCAUCAGGGAAGAAGGAAGAAGUUGUGGUCUGCCUCUUCAAUUAUGAAUUUUCAGAUUGAGUGUUUGAGUGAGAAAAAUUAUGCUUAAUUCAGGAUAUAUAUAUAUAUAUUAUUUUUUUCUCUUUUAUCCCUAGGCUUUUCUACCCCACAUGGUGGGAUAAAGGCUUGAUAUGUUGUUGUUGUCAUACCCCAAGGCUUUUCUAGCAAUUGAACCUAUGCCCCAAAUAAGUUUCAAAAGUUAUAGUCUCCCCUAGUUGUGCAUAUGACAGGCCUGUGUGCUAGACGUGUGUCCAUGACUUGUCCUUGUGUCUGACAACCAAAAAGUUUGAAAAAGAAAAGGACAUGCCAAGUGUUGUGUAACACAUAUCUGGCCUUUGUCCAGGCCAGUGUCUAUGAGUUAGACAUGGAGACUAAAUGGAGUGUCUAUGCUUUCAAGUUCAAAACUUUGCAAACAUUGAACUAGUUACCAUGUUAGGCUAUGAUCCUGCUUUUUUGGAAUUAAUGGAGAAGGUGACUUCUUGGUGCUGCCAAUAUGGGUAAAUCUAUAGAUGAUGGAAGUAAUUAUUGAAUUAUCUUGUUGGCGGGCUCAUGCACCGCAAUUGGACCAACACUUAUCUCUAUAAAAGAAUUUACUCCUUCAAGGUGAACUACUUUAUCUAGCAAUUUGGAAAUCAAAUAAGAUCUUUCUAUAAGAUGCAACUCUAAACGAAUUGUGCUUUUCUUUGUGCGAGUGAGAGAGCAAGUUUGAGAGUUGUAAAACUUGGUCUUUUUGAUACAAUCCUUCUAGGUAAAAGGCUUGGAUGUGUUUUUUGCAAGAGGAAUGGUCUUUGGAACAGGUUACUGGUGGGAAUUGAAAUGAACAAGUUGGAUGGUCUCCUGGCUAUAUUGCUAUUCCCAUAUGGUACAGGGUGUUAUGAGGGCCUUUGAUGACCAUUUUAGUUUCAUUCUCUUCCAGAUAGGUUGUUGCUCUAGAAUUAGGUUUUGUUUAGAUAAAUAGUGCAGUCAUAAUCCUUCUCAGAUGUUUUCGUUACUUUUUUGUGUAAGCUAGGCUGAAAGAUAGUCCCUGUGUGGGGAGAGUGCUCUCCUUAUUUAUCAGUGUCAUUGAUACUAGCUUGGUACUCGCUAUUUGAGUCUCAUCUCCAAGGUUGGGUUGUUCACUCUAUGGCACCAUUUUUUAGCAUGCUCAAAGAUCAUCCCCUAUUUUGGAUCAUAGGAGUACAAGAAGGUUUCUAACUAAUUGGCAAUUGAGCAUUCUUUUUUCAUCUGUUGUACCUGGUCCCCUGUAUCUAGGUGGAGAGUUUUGCCUUGAAUGUAAUUGGGGAAGAAGGGCUUGUCCUGAAUGUGUCUGUGGUAUGGACCAUCUUCCUUUGUUCCAUUGCAGGAGGCAGAUUGUGCUUGAUUGACUUUUCAUAAGUAAAGGCAGUGGUGACUGGUGAGCCAGUUACUAUUAGGUUAUUCAUUGUCCAGUGUCCAGGGAUAUUUUGUGUCUGUUUUUGUCUGGCAGGUGAUACUAAUUUUAGUGCCAAAAUCUCAUUUGUGUUGGUCUCAGAUUCUGAGUCAAAAUUAGAUGAGGGCUUGGCUUCUCAUUCCCUUUUGUGUGAUUUUGGAGCUUAUGGGGUGAGAUCAAUAGUAGAGUAUUACUGGUGUAGAGCAUUUUAUUCAUUGGCUGAAGGGAAACUUUCUCGUUUAUUUAGUUUCGUAGUUGAGGGAGGAUUCCUUGUUUUAUUUAUCUUCUUCUGUGUUGUUAUUGGGCGGUUUUUAUAUGCUUGUAAAUAUGACAGGCCCUGUGAUUCUCUCUUUAUGCUCUUCCUGGGGGGGUUACCAUGUUGGUGUUUUCUAAUUAUAUUUUUUUAUCCAAAUUAUGUAGGUUCUACCAAACUUGAGAAUUGGUGAGACAUAAAGAUGCAAAAGUUAAAAAAUACUAGUUUUGUUUAUAGAUCUUGAUAAGCAUCCCUUCUUGUUCCUUAUGAUUUUGGAUCCUAAUCUUUUGGACUUGUUUAUUUUAUUGGUAUUUUUAUAUGUUCUUAUGUCUUUGGUCAUGUGCCUGGUUUAUUGGUCCAUGUGAAGAUUUAUUUGCACAAUGAUAGGCUUGUUCAUUGUAUUAUGCCUUGUGAUUGAGACGUGUAUGGGUUCUGUGCUUGGAUGUUAUUGUGUCUUCUUGAAUAUCCUAAGUAAAAAGAAAAAGUUAAAGCACAGCAAGGAUACACUCAAAGUUCUGGUGAUUCCUCGUCACGGAUUUUGAUGCAAUCAUGGUAUGUCUGCAACAAUGAUUGUGAUUAUGAGAUUCUAACUUUCCCCCAGGCCCCAUAUGUUAAUUUCUCUUCAUUCUUUCUAAUGUUUUAUAUGAUGGAGAAUCAUAUUGUUAAAUAAAAUCAGUGGUAUCCUGC